Messenger RNA from Brassica napus (rape), 3748 nucleotides. Its product is annotated as protein VARIATION IN COMPOUND TRIGGERED ROOT growth response-like. Gene Ontology annotation, biological process: defense response; signal transduction. Gene Ontology annotation, molecular function: protein binding; ADP binding. Lineage: Eukaryota; Viridiplantae; Streptophyta; Magnoliopsida; Brassicales; Brassicaceae. The record is from RefSeq and is a predicted model, not a curated record. Bases 73 to 3390 code for a protein of 1105 amino acids. The transcript has 7 exons.
CUUCAGAAGAUCAAUCACCAAGUCCUUCUUUACCUUCAUAUUAUUUUUUCUCCUCUCUCUCUCCCUGUCUCUAUGGCUCUCUCAUUAGCUUCUUCUUCUCCUUCUCGCACUUGGUUGUACGAUGUUUUCCCUAGCUUCAGUGGGGUAGACGUCCGUGUUACUUUCCUCAGCCACUUGUUGAAGGAGUUUGACAAAAAGUUGAUCAGUGCUUUCAAAGACAACGAGAUCGAGAGAAGUCGAUCACUGGAUCCCGAGCUUAAACAAGCCAUUAAAGAUUCGAGGAUCGCAGUGGUUAUCUUCUCCCAAAACUAUGCCUCUUCAAGCUGGUGUCUUAAUGAGUUGUUAGAGAUAGUCAAGUGUGGUCAAAUGGUGAUACCUGUUUUCUACCGGUUGGAUCCUUCCCACGUGAGGAAACAAACCGGUGAAUUUGGGAAAAUAUUUGAAGAAACAUGCAAGAAUCAAAAAGAGGAAGUGAUAAUAAUUCAGUGGAGGAGAGCUUUGACCGAUGUAGCCAAUACACUCGGGUAUCAUUCAGUAAACUGGGGUAACGAAGCUGCAAUGAUUGAAGAAAUCGCCAAUGAUGUUUUGGAUAAACUACUUUUAACUUCAUCGAAGGAUUCAGAGAACUUUGUGGGCAUCGAAGAUCAUGUUGCAAAACUGAGUGUAUUGCUGCAGUUGGACGCGGAGGAAGUGAGGAUGGUUGGUUUAUGGGGUUCCUCAGGGAUCGGCAAGACUACAAUUGCAAGAGUUCUGUUUCAACGACUUUCUCGACACUUCCGAGGUAGCAUUUUCAUAGACAGGGCUUUCGUAUCUAAGACUAUGGAAAUUUUCAAGGCAGCUAAUCCGGACGACUAUAACAUGAAGCUGCAUUUGCAAAGAAAUUUCCUAUCUGAAAUCUUAGGUAAAGGAGACAUAAAGAUAAAUCAUUUGAGUGCAGUUGGGGAGAGGCUGAAGAAUCAGAAAGUUCUUAUUUUCAUUGAUGAUUUUGAUGAUCAAGUUGUGCUAGAAGCCUUGGUUGGUCAAACUCAAUGGUUUGGAAGUGGGAGCAGAAUCGUUGUGGUUACAAAUGAUAAGCAGUAUCUAAGGGCCCAUGGGAUUAAUCACAUUUACAAGGUCUGUCUCCCAACUAAAAAGCUAGCUGUUGAGAUGUUAUGUCGAUCUGCUUUCAGGAAAAAGGCUGCACCUGAAGGUUUUGAGGAGCUUGUAGCUAAAGUUACAGGACUUGCUGGUAGUCUUCCUUUAGGUCUUAAUGUUUUGGGUUCAUCUCUACGGGGAAGGGACAAGGAGUACUGGAUGGAUUUGUUGCCAAGGCUUCAGAAUGGUUUAGAUGGGAAAAUUGAGAAGACAUUGAGGGUCAGCUACGAUGGAUUAACAAGCGAAGAAGAUAAAGCGUUAUUUCGCCAUAUUGCAUGCCUUUUCCAGUGGGAAAAAGUCACAUACCUGAAGUUGCUGCUCGCUGAUAGUGGGUUGAGUGUUACGGUUGGGCUGGAAAACCUAGCUGAUAAGUCCCUCAUUCAUGUAAGAGAGGAUUAUGUGAAGAUGCACUGUUUGUUAGAAGAGAUGGGUAGAGGUAUUGUUAGGCUUGACGAGCCUGAAAAACGAGAAUUUCUGGUGGACGCACAAGAUAUCUGUGAUGUACUCAGUCAAGACACUGGUACUCAUAAGAUAUUGGGUAUAAAAUUGAAUAUUGAUGAGAUUGAUGAACUGAAUGUGCAUGAGAAUGCCUUCAAAGGGAUGCGCAAUCUGCGUUUCCUGGAAAUUCUCCCAAAAAACCCUUUUAUGUUUGGAAAGGAAGAAGUUAGAAUUCACUUACCUGAAAACUUCGACUAUUUGCCGCAUGAACUGAGAUUAUUGCGUUGGCUUCGAUAUCCAAUGAGAUGUCUGCCUUCUAAGUUUCGUCCUGAAAAACUCGUCAAGUUCGAAAUGGUGAAUAGCAAGCUCGAGAAGCUGUGGGAAGGGAUUGUGUCGCUUACAUGUCUUAAAGAGAUGAAUAUGUGGGGAUCUAAAAACUUGAUAGAAAUGCCAGAUCUUUCAAAGGCCACCAAUCUGGAGACACUUAAUCUUGGGGAUUGCUAUAGUUUGGUCAAGCUUCCUUCCUCUAUUCCACAUCCCAACAAACUGACGACAUUAUCUCUGAGCAAUUGUCGAAAUCUGGAGACUAUUCCAACUGGCAUUAGCCUCAAAUCUCUCAAAAACCUAAAUACUAAAGGAUGCUCACGGAUAAGGAUUUUUCCCCAAAUCUCAACCACCAUCGUAGAGGUCGACGUAGGCGCAACAUCCAUUGAAGAAAUACCUUCAAAUUUGAGUUUGUGUUUCGAGAAUCUCCAUACCUUUACGAUGCACAGCCCAAAGAAACUAUGGGAAAGAGUGCAGCUUCUUACUCUCCUCACGACGAUCAUGUCUCCCUCUUUGUGGUAUCUGGAUCUCUCGGAUAACCCUGGCUUGGUGGAGCUUCCUUCUUCAUUUAAGAAUCUCCAUAACCUGUCGAUAUUGAAAAUUAGUAACUGCGUAAAUCUGGAAACUCUUCCCACCGGAAUCAACCUUGGAUCUCUCGAUCUCCUAUAUCUCAGUGGAUGCUCACGGUUGAGGACUUUUCCUGAUAUCUCAACCCACAUCACACAUCUUUAUCUAAGCGGAACAGGGAUUGAAGAGAUUCCUUGUUCGAUUGAGAAAUUCUCCAGGCUUGGCUCCCUACAUAUGAACGGAUGCAACAAUUUGGAAUAUGUAAACCUAAACCUUUUUAAACUCAAACAUCUUCACGAAGUCGACUUUUCAGACUGCAAGUGCUUAAACUUGGAUCAAGAAGCUCUGUUUCAAAAGAAAACAUAUUCAGUUUGUCAACUGAAGUUGUCAGGUGAAGAAGUGCCUUCAUAUUUCACGCACCGUACUACUGGAACCUCCUCCUCUCUCACCAUUCCUUUACUUCACAGCUGUCUCUCACAACCAUUCCUCCGAUUCAGGGCUUGUAUUGUGUUUGAUUCGGACAAUGAGUCAUAUAGCAGAUGUGCCUUUAGAUUCAAAGGCAGUUUUCGGAACUGCUCUGAUUCCUAUAAUCAGGCACAAGACUUCUGCGCAGUCACGGAUGAUUAUAAUAUCUUUUCAUUUGAGGAGGAAAGUUGUCUGUCUGUAUCAGACUACCAGAUGUCUCAAAUCCCUUUAGAAAUGAACUUCGAUGGCCUGGAUCUGAAGAUUCAUAUUGAUUAUUGUCGUUCUGCUAAAAUAAAAGGAUGGGGUAUACGAAUCUUAGAGGAGGACUGUUCAUCGGCAGACAACCGACUUGGUUAUCCAAACAUUCUACCACAUGUUUUUGAAGCCGAUGAAUGCAAUAUGAGGCUGGUGAAUGUGGAGGCAAAUGAUGUAGUGACGGAAAGAAGCGGAUUUCGUGAAUAAACUUUUGAUUGUUAGGUUGUAACGCAGAGCAUCUAAAAUUAGGAAUUAAGAGAGUUUCCCAUCCAACUUGCUUGUGGAUCUUAGUAUGCGGAGAGCACAAUAUUGUGGGAAGGAGUGCAUGCAGUGCCUCUUUUUCUAUCAGAAUUGCUCCUGCACAGCUCAGGGGAGGUCUCAACAUUGUAUUCCAACUCAUGGUCACAAUUGGAAUCCUAAUAGCCAACCUUGUCAACUACUUCACUGCCACCGUUCACCCUAACGGAUGGCGAAUCGCCCUCGGUGGAGCCGCAAUCCCCGCCGUUAUCCUCGUCUUCGGUUCACUGAUCAUCUGCGAGACUCCCACGAGCCUCAUAGAGCGCAA